AUGGAACAAAGAAAUGAUAUAACUGAGUUUGUCCUCUUGGGGCUCACUCAGAGCCUCCAGGGUCAGAAAAUAUUAUUCGUUGUGUCCUUGCUCAUCUACAUUGUGACGAUGGUGGGCAACCUACUCAUUGUCCAGACUGUGGUGUUCAGCCCAACCCUGGAUGCCCCCAUGUACUUCUUUCUUGGCUACUUGUCAUUUAUGGAUGCUGUUUAUUCUACUACAUUCAUUCCAAAUAUGAUGAAAAACUUCCUUUGUGAGAAGAAAACCAUUUCAUUCCAAGCGUGCAUGACCCAGCUUUUUAUAGGGCACUUAUUUGGUGGUGCUGAGAUUUUACUCCUGGUGGUCAUGGCCUAUGACCGCUACAUGGCCAUCUGCAAACCCUUGCAUUAUUUGACAAUCAUGAAUCAGCAAGUGUGUGUUCUGCUGCUGCUCUUGGCCUGGGCUGGUGGGUUUUUACAUGGUGUCCUUCAUCCUCUCAUUGUUUACAACCUUCCCUUCUGUGGCCCCAGUAUCAUUGAGCACUUCGUCUGUGAUAUGUACCCUUUGUUAAAACUUGCCUGCGCUGAAAGCCACAUUAUUGGCCUCACAGUAUUGGCCAGUGAUGGGACAAUGUGUGUGGUCAUCUUUACACUCUUACUCCUCUCCUAUGGGGUGAUUCUGCACUCCCUGAAGAAUCUUAGUCAGGAAGGGAGGCACAAAGCCUUAUCCACCUGUGGCUCCCACAUCACUGUGGUGGUCCUCUUCUUUGCGCCCUGUAUUUUUAUGUAUGUGAGACCCCCUUCUACCUUACCCACUGACAAAUACUUGGCCGUGUUCUACACCGUUAUCACCCCUGUGUUGAACCCUCUAAUCUAUACUCUGAGAAAUGAAGAGAUGCAAACUGCCAUGAAAAAAUUAUGGAGCAGAAGAGUCAGCAUAUCCCCAAAGAAGAUGCUAAGCAAAGUUCAAAGUAUAAUUAAAAGUCUAUUUCAAGAUACAUCCAUCAUGGCCUUGCCUUUUGUAACUUCACUACAAGCUAUGCGGUGGUUCUUGGCCCUAGAAAAUCCUCCUAAAAGCUAUUUUAAACAGCUUUUCUGUGGUUAG
Messenger RNA from Hippopotamus amphibius kiboko, 1083 nucleotides. RefSeq names its product olfactory receptor 4A47-like. The coding region runs from base 1 to 1083 and encodes 360 amino acids. Gene Ontology annotation, cellular component: membrane. The record is from RefSeq and is a predicted model, not a curated record. Gene Ontology annotation, biological process: G protein-coupled receptor signaling pathway. The transcript is spliced from 4 exons. Lineage: Eukaryota; Metazoa; Chordata; Mammalia; Artiodactyla; Hippopotamidae. Gene Ontology annotation, molecular function: G protein-coupled receptor activity; olfactory receptor activity.